Messenger RNA from Physella acuta, 939 nucleotides. RefSeq names its product hepatitis A virus cellular receptor 1-like. The record is from RefSeq and is a predicted model, not a curated record. Lineage: Eukaryota; Metazoa; Mollusca; Gastropoda; Physidae.
AUGUCACACAUCACCGCCUAUCCUUGCCAACCACCACCCUACCAACCACCACACCCUCAUCCUGACAACCACAAGCAACCUUACCUCGCCAACCACCACCAACCUCACAUUGCCAACCGCCAGCAACAUCACCCUGUCAACCUCCACCAUUUCCUUAUCACCCACCAUCAAGCUCACACUGCCAAACACCACCAACUGCCCCCAGCUAACUACCACAACCUCACCCUGCCAACAACCACCAACCUCACCCUGCCAACCACCACCAAUCACACCAUGACAACCAUCAGCACCCUCACACUGCCAACCACCACCAACCUCACCCUACCAACCACCACCAACCUCACUCUGCCAACCACUACCAACCUCACCCUGCCAACCACCAACCUCACCCUACCAAAAACAACCAACCUCACUCUGCCAACCGCCACCAACCUCACCCUGCCAACCACCAACCUCACACUGCCAACCACCACCAACCUCACCCUCUCAACCACCGCUAAUUUUGUCUGCCAGCCACUACCAACUGUCUCUUCCAACGAUCAGCAACCUGACACUGCCAACCAUCACCAACUCUCCUUUCCAACCACAACCAACCGCAUUCUGCCAACCACCACCUCAGCUGCCUCUGCCAACCACCGCCAACCUCACCGUGCCAACCAUUACACCUUCAUCCAGACAACCACCAGCAACCUGACCCAGCCAACCACCAACAAUUCUACAUACCAAACACCACCAAGCUCACCCUGCCAACAACCGCUAAUUGUGGCUGCCAACCACUACCAACUGCCUCUGCCAACCAUAAGCAACUUCACACUGCCAACUGUCACCAACUCUCCUUUCCAACCACCACCAACCUUACCCUACCAACCACCACCAACCUCACACUGCCAACCACCCCCUUCGCCCCCCUGCCAACCACCACCAUCUGCCCCCUGCUAA